AUGGAAAAGCCCGUUGGAAAUCCAACGAGAUCUAACGGACUUCGGUUGUUUUGUUCCCUAUCUUUUACCACGGCCGAGCUGUACUUUCGUGAUCAGUAUUAUUUUAAAGAUAAUGCCCUGUACUGGCCAGAAGACGAAAUUUUUGCCAUUCGUGGACUCAAUUACAUAUCUACUAAUUCGUCAGGGAUAGUCACUGUUGAAGCUGCUGCCUUGGCGAUCGUGGCAAGUGUCAUUUACCUCUUUCUAUUGAGGUACUGCCCCAAAACAAUCGUUUUUACAGUAAUCGCUGUGUUUUUUGCUCUAUUACUUGGCGCCAUUGCAUAUCUUUCAUAUCAGUUAACUUCCUUAACCAAUUACGAACAGCAAAGAAAUACCGUACAUAUUCUUGGUGGAUUAGUUAUUGCAUUCAUAUUAUCAUUAACAUUGUUCGUCGUAUACCGCAAAAAAGUUUUAAUUGCUUGUGGAAUUAUCAAAGAAGCAACUGAAUACCAUCUUGGAACCAUAUCUUUGGGAUCACUUUUUAUGACAAUAGCUCAGGGUAUCAAUGCGAUUAUCAGAACUACUUCAGAUAGCGCGAAAAGCAAUGGCAAUAUUUGCACUCGGUUCUUCAACUGUUUCAUGAGAGCAUGCAGAACUGUGAAGAAUAUCGUUAAAUAUAUUAACAGUAAUGCGUACAUAAUGUGUGCUCUCCAUGGCACUUCAUUUUAUCAGUCAGCAAAAGAUGCAUUCAAUCUGCUCCUGAGAAAUGCUACCCACGUUGUAAUGAUAACUCAUGUAACAAACAUCAUUAUCGUUCUGGGAAAUUUGCUGGUAUCUGGCAUUAUAAUUUCAAUUAUUUACUUCGUUAAUGGAAGUCACGGAACCCUACCCUACGUUUUAACAGGAGUAAUCGCAUGUGUUAUGUCGUACGCAAUAUUCGAGGUUCUGAAAAUCGCCGUCAAUACUAUUUUUAUUUGUGUUUUGGAAGAUUAUGAACGAAAUGAUGGUUCCACAGAACGUCCCUAUUUCAUGUCUCAUAAUUUAAGAAAACUGCUAAUGCAGGACCAAUAA
Messenger RNA from Phymastichus coffea, 1050 nucleotides. Its product is annotated as choline transporter-like protein 2. Lineage: Eukaryota; Metazoa; Arthropoda; Insecta; Hymenoptera; Eulophidae. The coding region runs from base 1 to 1050 and encodes 349 amino acids. The transcript is spliced from 5 exons. The record is from RefSeq and is a predicted model, not a curated record. Gene Ontology annotation, cellular component: membrane. Gene Ontology annotation, biological process: transmembrane transport. Gene Ontology annotation, molecular function: transmembrane transporter activity.